Helobdella robusta is the source of this 2543-nucleotide messenger RNA. RefSeq lists its product as hypothetical. Gene Ontology annotation, molecular function: RNA polymerase I core binding; RNA polymerase I general transcription initiation factor activity. Lineage: Eukaryota; Metazoa; Annelida; Clitellata; Rhynchobdellida; Glossiphoniidae. Bases 110 to 1930 code for a protein of 606 amino acids. The transcript is spliced from 15 exons. Gene Ontology annotation, cellular component: nucleus. The record is from RefSeq and is a predicted model, not a curated record. Gene Ontology annotation, biological process: transcription initiation at RNA polymerase I promoter.
CUUUUAGCUUAUUUAGCCCUCGUUGAAAACCGCUCUUUGUUUAUAUUUUAUGUUGCUCGUCGCAGAUUAGUUGAGUUUUUAAUCAAAGUUUGCUUUUCAAUAAAAUUGAAUGAUGGAGAUUGAAAAUUUCCAAACGAUCGUUGCCGAUUUGGAAAAGGGUCUGACCAGAAGUUAUGAUGUAUUAGUAUCAGUAUUGAGGCUGCAUAACAACCCAGAAUCUACCGACAAAUUAGAGGAAAGGUUUCUGUUGAACCUUUUGAAUCAAGUUCAUUUCAAUGUUGUUCAAUUGAAUAGAAGGUAUUCUGCUCUGGUCUUUGAACUUUUGAAAUUGGACUGGCUCUCACUAUCAAAUGAGUUCCAUGUUAAAUACACCUCGUUUGCUCUUGACCUUAUUUCCGCCCACACAGCUUUCUACAUGCAUGAGUUCAUGAAAACUAUCAUUCAGAACUUCAAGCCCAAACCCAAGUAUGAACAAAUGGCCUUGCAAGGUAAUUUAUCUGACGAAGAAAUAAAUAGAGAAAAUUUGAUGUUUGAAAAAAAUCACGAGCUGUUGGAGAUGGUUUUCCAGAUUGUACCUAGUGCAUUGAUGGUUCUGCCAAGUCUAGUUCCUUAUUCGUUUCCUCAUUAUCGGUUGGCAUCUAAUCAUUGCCAGGUCUGCUUUGUGAGGAACAUGUUCAGAAUGAUGAAAUACACUCCUACAAUGAAAGUUCUCAUUCUGCAGUGGAUCUUCAAACACAUCAUCCAGUUCGACGCUGAGGCUUCAAGACAGGAAAUAUUGGCAUCAGAAGACGAUGAUGAUGAUGAGGAGGUUGAAGAAAUUGAAGAUGGAGUGUUUCCAGUGCCCGUGAAAUCCAGCGAGCCGAAGAUGAAGUUGGUGGUGGCAGACAUAAUGGAUUGUUUGAUGCUUGUCGUCUACCAGUACAUCAUGGAUAGCUGUUAUGUUAAUGGCACAUUGAAUUGGGAAGAAACAAAGAAAUUAUAUUUGGAUUUAUUAAAAUGUUUUGAUUCUUUGCUACUGACAACAUUUAAGACUUGCCACAUUCAGUUCGUCCUCUUCUACAUAUGCAGCUUCAAAUCUGAGAUUGCAGAAAACUUUGCUGAGUUUCUCUGGAAGAAAGUAAUCAGUCCGAACAAUGAGGUCAUGUACAGACAGCUGUCUGCCAGCUACCUUGGCAGCUUUCUGUCCAGGGCCAGCUACAUAUCUGUCGAGACCGUGAAGCAGCAGCUGUUGACGAUGGUCGAAUGGAUACACAGGUACAUUGACAACUGCACCGACAACACGAACAAACCUGACGUCCAUCGACCUUUCUACUCUGUCUGCCAAUCGUUCUUCUACAUCAUCGUCUUCACGCACAAGAACAUCAUAGACACACCAAAAGGUCAAAAAUUCUGCAUGUCUCUUCACCUUCAGAAAAUAUCAUCAUGUCGACUCAAUCCACUCAAAUUCUGCCUGCUUUCUGUUGCUGAAACAUUUUGCGCUGUCGUCAGAAAUAACCAAAUAGCUUUCUGCGACACUGUCCUCGAGAAAAAUCGACGGUUGAAAAUGUCCGAGAUGUCCAAGAACAGCGACGGAGGAUGUAGCAGUAGCGUUGGCACCUCGUCAAACUUCCUCUUGUCGUAUUUUCCAUUCGAUCCAUAUCUUCUAGUUAGGUCUGGUGAGCUCGUCAAGCCAUUAUACAAAGAAUAUGACAACAGUCUUUUAAAUGAGUGCACUGUCAAUGAAGAUGUCAUAUCUGAGGAGAUGGAUUAUUUAGAAAUUGACCAGCUGCCACCAUCGACGACGGUAGCCACGACAUUAGCCACAUCCCCUGCACGACUCAUCCCGACAUCGCCACGACGAACGAACAACUUUGCAUUCUCACCGAAACUCACAGACUACUUCAUUUACUGCACUUCGCCUGGUUUUACGCAUCAAACAUCAAGCAACUAAUUAAUUUAACUUUUUAGGGUUAUUGUUUAUUGGUUUGUAAUCUUUGGACCAGUUUAUAUUGGUGUCAUUGUGAUCGUUAUAGUGAUUAUGUUAGUUAUAUAAAACGUUUAGAAACUCUUUUUAAUGAUGAAUUUGUGUUUUGAUGCUGAAGUCUAUCAAGUUAUAUUUAUUACUGUAUGAAAAUUAAAGGGAUGACCAGAAAUUUAAAUGCGCUCUAUAAGUCUUGACUUAAGAAAAAUAGCUAUUUCUAUUGUAAAUAAUUACUGUAGCCACAGUUUGUAAAUAUUUCGGUUGUAACGUGUCACAUUUUAUUUUUUUUUUAAUUUUUUGAAUAAAAUAAGUUACAGAAAAUUAAAUCUUGGACACUCUUGUAUGGUCAGCCAAAUCUGUUAACAUCUAUCUAGAUUGAGUGCUCUCAUUGUAUUGUAAAUCUUCAUUUUAUGCCACUAAACCGCUGAACAAAGUACUCUAACUCUAAAUUGUUAGCAAUUUGCCUGUUAGUGCCACAUUUUCUUAUAUUUAAACAAAUUUUUACCGGUAUUUCUCAUUUAAACGGUUAAUAUUUGUCUUUCCGAAAUGUUGAAAGAAAACCACCAAUGUUUAUUUGUAGUAU